Protobothrops mucrosquamatus (brown spotted pit viper) is the source of this 3753-nucleotide messenger RNA. It is a transcript of the gene ALPK1, whose product is annotated as alpha kinase 1. The transcript is spliced from 13 exons. NCBI's taxonomy places the organism in Eukaryota, Metazoa, Chordata, Lepidosauria, Squamata, Viperidae. The coding region runs from base 61 to 3741 and encodes 1226 amino acids. The record is from RefSeq and is a predicted model, not a curated record. Gene Ontology annotation, molecular function: ATP binding; protein serine/threonine kinase activity. Gene Ontology annotation, biological process: protein phosphorylation.
GAUCACUGUGCAACCAGAACACCCGCUCCUCUUGAUUCCAACAGUGCAGGAGUGUGCAACAUGAAUAAUCAGAAAAUGGUGAGCUGUCUUUUGCAAGAAUGCAAGCAAAUGCUGGAGCAGCCCUCACUUAUUAUGGAAGACCAGCCCAAGGAAAGCAAGAAGCAACUCUUCGGAGCUUCACUCCCUGCUGAUUUGAGGACCCUCAUCGAAGAGGCCAAGGAAAUGAAGUGGCCCUUUGUGCCAGAAAGGUGGCAAUACAAACAAGCCAUAGACCUUGAAGACAAAACAAAUUUGCAAGAUAUGAUCAAUGCAAGGCUGCAUGAGUUACUGGUUUGCUUAAAAAUCUCCAUUGCCAACAGAGACUAUCUGACAGCAACAGCUAUUGCGUUCCUGGUUGACCGAUUUCUAUACUGGGUUGAUGGUUCCAGCCAGCUUCUUCAAAUUGUCAAACGGCUGCAUCAGCUUGAGCCUACGGUACCGAUUGCUCCUCAGCUGGUUAUCCGUCAGGCUCGCAUCUCUGUGAAUUCAGGUAAAUUAUUGAAGGCUGAAUAUAUUCUUAGCAGUCUUAUUAUUGACAAUGGGGCAACAGGAGUAUGGAAGUACUGUAAAGAAAGUGAUCGUAUUCUUGUUCAAUCUGUCUGUAUACAGAUCAGAGGACAGAUUCUACAGAAACUGGGGAUGUGGUAUGAAGCAGCAGAGCUGAUUUGGGCCUCAAUUUUGGGUUAUUUUACGCUUCCCCAGCCAGAUAAGAAGGGAAUAGCUACCUCACUGGGUAUUUUGGCAGACAUCUUUAUAUCCAUGAGUGAAGAUGAUUACAUCAGAUUUAAAAACAAUUCUCAGCUUGGCCUGAACCUUCUUAAAGAAUUUGAUCAUCGUUUACUUUCAGCUGCCGAAGCUUGCAAGCUGGCUGCAGCCUUGAGUCAGUUCACACCAUUGUUUGUGCUCACUGCAGUUAAUAUCCGGGGAAUAUGUUUGCUAACUUACAGCUGUUCAAGUGCAUGUCCUCCAGAAAAGAGAGCAUUUUAUUUAUCACAAGCAAAGGAGUCCUUUGAAAUUGGUUUAUUGAGCAAGAAGGACAAAGAACCAGUCACCAGCAAACAGGAGCUCCACAGUUUUAUCAAAGCAGCUUUUUCCCUCACCAAAGUACAUCAGGGACUGUAUGGGGAAAGCAAGAGCCUUAAUCAGGUGAAUCAGCUGUGCCAGGAAGCUUUGGAGAAGCUUUAUGUUUACAGUUAUUCACUUCAAAAUGAAGAGCAGGAAAAAGAACUGCUUGCUAAUGACAUUAUGUCCCUGGUCAUGUCAGUUAAAGAACAAUUGCAAGUGCAAAAUUUCCCUAAUUCAGAUGCCAAAUCCUACAUUCCAGAUAGCUACAAAACAGAUGUCAAAAAACAGGUUCUGAAUUGUGAUUUGAACUUUGAGGAGGUUCUCAGAAUGUAUUUUCAGCAUCAUGAAUCAGUCUGUGAUGUUUUUGAAAGUACUUGCAGAAACCAUAAAAUUAGACCAGGGAAAGGGAAGGCAAGAACCUGUAUAACAACGCUGAAGACCGAAACCAGAAAUAUGGAUACCAUAGGUGCUACUGAAGCAAAUUCUCAUUAUGAAAAUCACAGUGUAGCAAUCCCAAUUUCACAGAAAGCAAGGAAAAGACAUGAUGGUCUUAAAGACCAAAUGGGAAAGAAAAUGUCUCACAUUGUUACAAGGCAGGUUUCUCUUGAUGAAGAGACGGAAAGUGAAACUUCUGAUGAUCAAAGCAAAGCUGGUGAGAUUUCAGUUGAUUCUCAAAGUGGGAAUAAAGUCUUUAGUGAACUGGGAACUUGGAGCAAAUUGUCCAGAUCAAGCUCCAGUACUAGUUGGGAAGAAAUUGUCAAUAAUAAAAUUGAUCUACCCCAAGGUAAGGUGCAGAAAACAAAGAACACUACAGAGUUGAUUGAAGAUAUUAAAAAUAAAAUUCAAGAGAGUGAUCUUUGUUUAUUAACUAACAAAUUACACAAAAUCACACUUCAACACUCUCAAAAUGACACGGGUUUUUUAAAGCAUCCCUUUCCAAAAAGUAUACCUUUCACUAAUGCACCAAAAGAAUUGGACCCAGACUUAAGAAAGAAGCAUAUGGAGGCAGGAGUGGAUGCUUCAAAGCAGUCACUCAGAGGAGCUAGUAGCAGCAACUCCAAACAAGAUAAAGCAAUUACAUCUGAAAAAGAUCCUUUUGGAAUAAUUUCUUCAGGGAAGAUUUCCAGAACCAAGGACAGCAGCAAUGCUACUAUUUCUAGUAUUAGAAAAGGAAGCAUUGAAGACAAUGCAAACCGUACACAAGAAUUAGGCCCAAUGAAUAGAAAUCAUUGGCAAAUGGUUGACUUAGAAGGAGAAACUGAAGAUGGAACAGAAGAUUCACUAAUGAACCCAGAUCUACCCAGUGAAAAGUCAGUACCUGCUUCUAUAAGAAACAAUGUACUAAAACCUGAAUGUGACCAUUUUGUACAAAAUUGGAUUAACCAAUCUGCCAAUAUGAUGUUAACUGGAUGCUCCUCUAAAAUAUCUGAAGUUAAAACACAAGCAGAAGAUGACUGGGAACUGGUUUCUGAUGAUAGAAGAGAGUUAACAGACCUUCUAAGUCAACCAUUUGCCAGUGAAGGUAUAAUAAAAGAUCCACAAAAUUACACGACUGAGGCCCCAGGUUGUUCAUCAGGAUUGGUCAACAAGCCAGUUGCAAAUCAUUCCAGUGAUUGUACUACAACUGAAGAAGAUGAAGGUGAAAAUAGAAUAGGCAUUUUGAACAGCUCCCCCAGCUCAAGCUCUCUGAAAUCAUGGUACAAAGGACCAAGUUUUUCCAGUAGUUUUUCUGAACUGGGAAGUCCCUCCUUAAUGAAUUCUAGUGGAAGCUCUUUUUCCUUUAUUAGCAUGGUCAAAGAACAAAUGCAACAAGCUCGUAUUCUGAGCAACGAUGAUUACAACAAGCUACUUUCAGGUGUUGAACAAGCUUGGCUAGUUGACAGAAUGAAGAAUACAGGAUUCUUUAAACCAAACCUCCUGCAUAAAACACACUAUGCUCUUCUUUUGAAAUACUCUAAGAUAUCUGGGCUGUGGACAGCUCAGGAGACAGCUGCAUAUAUUGGAGACAACUUGAGUGUGGCAAAGAAAGGCAAGCAGAGGAAUGCUUUUUGGAUACACUUUCUGCACCAAGAAGAAACCCUGGGAAGAUAUGUUGGCAAAGAAUACAAAGAAGAAAAAGAGAUUACGUAUCAUUUCAAUGACGUGGAGCGGCAAAUGACAGCUCAGUACUAUGUGACAGAAUUCAACAAAAGACUGUAUGAGCAAAACAUCCCUACACAAAUCUUUUACAUUCCAUCGGUGGUACUCUUGAUACUAGAAGGCAAGUCUAUCCAAGGAUGUGUGACCGUGGAACCCUACAUUCUAGGAGAAUUUGUGAAGUUAUCCAACAACACCAAUGUAGUAAAAAUGGAGUACAAAGCCACAGAAUAUGGUCUUGCAUAUGGUCAUUUCUGCUACGAAUUUUCCCAAGGCACAGAUGUGGUGGUCGAUUUACAAGGCUGGGUGACUGAUAAUGGAAAAGGCCUCAUUUAUCUUACUGAUCCCCAGAUCCAUUCUGUCUCUAAGAAAGAAACAUCAGGCCUCACAAACUUUGGAAAGAAAGGAAUCUACUAUUUCUUCAAUAAUCAGCAUACAGAAUGCAAUGAAAUCUGUUCUCGUCUUUCAUUGACAAGACCUUCUAUAGAGAAACCAAAGUGAUAUUAGAUAAUG